UUCACCUCGGCUCGCAGAUUCCCAAAAGAUUCGGCCUCCCACGGGGGCAACAGCCGUCUGCUCAGCAGCCGCCGCCGCCGCCGGCAGGUGUACCCCGAUCGGCGCGCGGGAGCGACGAGCGAGGGACAGCGAUGGCGCUGACCAACUUCAUCCUCACGGUGGUGGCGGUGGGCGCGGGGGUGCUCCUCUUCACCACCGACGUCCGCAAGUCCUCCGCCCUCUUCCGCCGGAACGCGCGCCAGAUCAAGCAGUGGCUCGAGGAGGACAGCGCCUCCGCCGCAUCCAAGUCUGCAAAAGAAGCACCUUCGAAGAAACUUGAUUCGACGAUCCCCAAAGAGAAGCCGAAGGAAGAUAAUCACUGAUCGGAGUUGUUUAUAUGAAUGGUAUCACCACAUAGGUAGUUAUUGGAGAAACAAAUAUUCAGUUUCAGGUAUCACCAAUGUUUCAAAAUGUCGUUCUGGCAAGAAGCAAGAAGUUGAAAAUCCUUGUUCACAAACGGUUGCUUUAUGGGCAAAUCCACCGUUAUGAUACAUUCUACUUUUUCCUUUAUGUAUAUAUAGUUGGGUAAUUCAUACGGUAUUUGGCAUUUGCAUUUCAGAAUAUAACCAGAUUGAUUGAAGUAUUCAGAUCCUCAAAUUUGGUUUGGUGUUACUGUGCUAAUAUUGUUGACCACUUUCGUGUCAACUAUUGGUUUUC
Messenger RNA from Phragmites australis (common reed), 696 nucleotides. RefSeq lists its product as uncharacterized. The coding region runs from base 132 to 362 and encodes 76 amino acids. NCBI's taxonomy places the organism in Eukaryota, Viridiplantae, Streptophyta, Magnoliopsida, Poales, Poaceae. The record is from RefSeq and is a predicted model, not a curated record. The transcript is spliced from 3 exons.